GAAGCCGAACGGCGCAGCGGCGUCCCCCGCUGUGGCGUCGAUCGGCGACGAACUCCUCGGCGACAUCUUCCUCCGCCUCCCCGACACGGCGACCCUCGCGCGCGCCGCGGUCGCGUGCAAGCGGUGGCGCCGCGUGGCCUCCGACCCGCCCCUUCUCCGACGCUUCCACUCCCUGCACGGCCCUCCGCCGCUGCUCGGCUUCAUCAUGUCGGAGCCGCCUCCGCGAGCCUUCUCCUACGAGGCCCCAGAUCGCUUGUUCGUCCCCGCCCCCUCGCGCAACCCCCACCUCAACGCCGCCGCCGCCAACGCUGAUUUCCACUGCCUGGACUUCGCCGACAUGUACCCCCGCUCCGGCUCCGUCAUUGACGAUUGGCUCCUCCGCGGCUACGACGGCGGCCUCCUCCUCCUCUCCUACGGAUUCCUGGAGUACGAGGAGCUCGCCGUGUACGACCCAUCGCGCGCACCGCCGACUUGGUCUGCAGGCCCUACAUCAUGCAGUUCGACUUCGAGUUCGUCGCCGUGCACUACGCCCUCCUGGUCGACGACGCUGACGCUUCCUUCCGGGUGGUUGGCGCGCAGUUCUGGAACGGCCGCGUCAGGGCCGCCAUCUUUUCUUCCCGAACGGGCCAGUGGGCACCGCUCCCAUUCUUGCGCGCGCCCGAGCCCUGGAGAAUGCGUGGUGGCAUGCGCGCCGGCCGGUUCGCGUACUGGCAGUCCAACACCAGGUUGGAAAGGUACAUCUAUUCUGAAGAGAUCGAGCGAUCCUUGGUGCUCGACACGACUACCAUGGAAUGGACGCUCAUCCAGGUGCCGUUCUCUGCCAAGGAGUCCUACUGUGUCGCGGACAUGGCUGAGCAUGGUGGGCUGUGCCUUGUGGCCAGCAAGGACCAGGUCGUGCAGAUCUGGGUCCGUGACAACGAUGGAGGAUGGGUGAUAAAAAAACAGAUCUCAUUGCUAAAGCAAUUUGUGUUGUUGAAGAGGCUACGGCAAGUUUCAAAAAAAAAAAGAAAAAAAAAGAAGAAGAGGCUACGGCAGGAUGAGUGGAUGAAGAGGGUGCGGAUCCUGGCAGUGAGGGAUGGAUGUGUCUACAUGGAGUUCUGGUCGAUAACAAAGCCCAAUUCAUAUCUUCUUGUGCUCAACUGGGAGACCAUGAAGCUGAGGGUGAUUGCCAACAAUACUACUGACAAAUAUCGAGGUCCUGCAUUUCCUUUCUUCAUGACAUGGGCUCCACCAUUGCUUAGCCCUGCGGAGCAACAAAGACUUCUCCUUCAAGUUUUUCUUUCAGGUUAAGGUUUCGACAGCAAAAUGUUGAAAAAGGGUGUAAGUGUCAAACUUUUGAUAUCUCUUUGCCAUGCGGUUGCAGUGGCUGGUGGAUGCCAUAUUUUUCUUCUGUUUCUUGAAUUGGUCAUGCAAUCUGAUUUCCUAUGGAGGCUCACUGAUGUUCAACUAUAAGUGUGUUUUUUGUGAUUUGAUAUUUCUUGUCUAAGUUCAGUGCAACAAUUUGUAUUGGCCAUAAAUUGGCUGACUGAAAUUUGGCUUUGCUCAAUUGUUCUAAUGUCUACUACUUCAGUUGGUGCAUGUUGCAAAUUGUCUUGCUGAAGCCUCGUGCUCAGGGAUAGAGGUGGGUCUGGAGGAGAUGAGGCA
Molecule: messenger RNA, 1644 nt
Organism: Panicum virgatum (switchgrass)
Lineage: Eukaryota; Viridiplantae; Streptophyta; Magnoliopsida; Poales; Poaceae
Exons: 2
Coding region: 493-1290 (265 amino acids)
Source: RefSeq, a predicted model, not a curated record